Molecule: messenger RNA, 1563 nt
Organism: Acomys russatus (golden spiny mouse)
Lineage: Eukaryota; Metazoa; Chordata; Mammalia; Rodentia; Muridae
Gene: Parva
Product: parvin alpha
Exons: 13
Coding region: 110-1228 (372 amino acids)
Biological process (GO): cilium assembly; substrate adhesion-dependent cell spreading; establishment or maintenance of cell polarity
Cellular component (GO): focal adhesion; cytoplasm; actin cytoskeleton
Molecular function (GO): actin binding
Source: RefSeq, a predicted model, not a curated record
CAAAUGCCUGGAAUAAUUCCGCUUCCGUUUGGAAAGCCGCAGCCUCAGUCCCGCCGCCGCCGCCCGCCGUGGCCGCCCAGCUCCAGCUCCAGCUCCGGGUCCUGCCGCCAUGGCCACAUCCCCGCAGAAGUCGCCCUCAGUUCCCAAAUCUCCCACCCCCAAGUCGCCUCCGUCCCGCAAGAAGGAUGACUCGUUCUUGGGGAAACUCGGAGGGACCCUGGCCCGGAGGAAGAAAGCCAAGGAAGUGUCCGAGUUCCAAGAAGAAGGAAUGAAUGCCAUCAACCUGCCCCUUAGCCCCAUCUCCUUCGAGCUGGACCCUGAGGACACCAUGCUGGAGGAGAACGAGGUGCGGACUAUGGUGGAUCCAAACUCACGCAGUGACCCCAAGCUUCAAGAGCUGAUGAAGGUGCUCAUUGACUGGAUCAAUGACGUGCUGGUGGGAGAAAGGAUCAUUGUGAAGGACCUGGCUGAAGAUCUCUAUGACGGCCAAGUCCUGCAGAAGCUCUUCGAGAAACUGGAGAGUGAGAAGCUCAACGUGGCAGAGGUCACCCAGUCGGAGAUCGCCCAGAAGCAGAAGCUGCAGACUGUGCUGGAGAAGAUCAACGAAACGCUGAAGCUUCCUCCUAGGAGCAUCAAGUGGAGCGUCGACUCCGUUCAUGCCAAGAGCCUGGUUGCCAUCCUCCACCUGCUGGUCGCCCUGUCUCAGUAUUUCCGGGCACCAAUCCGACUCCCAGACCAUGUUUCCAUCCAAGUGGUUGUGGUCCAGAAACGAGAAGGGAUCCUCCAGUCUCGACAAAUCCAAGAGGAAAUAACUGGUAACACAGAGGCCCUUUCCGGAAGACAUGAGCGUGAUGCCUUUGACACGCUGUUUGACCAUGCACCGGACAAGCUCAACGUGGUGAAGAAGACCCUCAUCACGUUCGUGAACAAGCAUCUGAAUAAACUAAACUUGGAGGUCACAGAACUGGAGACGCAGUUUGCAGAUGGGGUCUACCUGGUGCUGCUCAUGGGGCUCCUGGAAGGCUACUUUGUACCCCUGCACAGCUUCUUCUUGACCCCAGACAGCUUUGAACAGAAGGUCCUGAAUGUCUCCUUUGCCUUUGAGCUCAUGCAAGAUGGAGGGCUGGAAAAGCCUAAGCCUCGGCCAGAAGACAUUGUCAACUGCGAUUUGAAGUCCACGCUGCGAGUGCUAUACAAUCUCUUCACCAAGUACCGAAAUGUGGAGUAAGGGCCUGGGCUGCCUGCUGCUGCUGCCCCGGCCACUCUCAUGCAGGCCGUCUGGACCAGCUUCCCAACCGCCUUGCCCUGCUUGCUCUUGCCUCUUCCUCUACGCUCUCCCACAAGCCCAGCAACUACCCAGAGAUAGUGGACAUUGAAAUCAGUAAGGAAGUGACCACUAACCCAGUGGGCUAGCAACAUCUAUAGGCCCUGGGGACUGAGCCAGCAAGUGACCUGGGAAAUUCUCCCUGUCCAAAUUCAGUCCUCAGAUGUUCCUACGUGUGCUGUGGGAAUUGACACAGCCUAGAGACAGUCCCCCAGAACACAGAAACAAAGAUCAGAGCU